AUGGCGGUCAGAUGCACGUUCACAUUGACAGCAUCUGUGAGUGGAGGACAUUGUGCAGUGCUCGGGGUGGGAAACGAGUACAGUGAUCGGUCUACGCCUGUCCUCCUGAUAGUGUCGCUCGCGGGUAUCAAAGUAUGCAGUCCAGAUGGAAAAUGCGUGCAAAUGGCGCACGCGUUGAGGCGCAUCUCGUACGCAACCUGUGAACCUCAACACGCUCAAUUCAGCUUCCUCGCUCGAGAGCCUAGAGCCCACUUCAGCAUACAAUAUUGCCACUCUUUCAUCACCGAAUCUGCAGAACAGGCGGAGGAGCUAAACACCAUCGUCGGCAAUGCUUUUCGUAUGGCAUACGUGGCGCAACUUCAGCGUCAACCGAUUCUUCAAGAUGUGAUCUCACCUCAAUCGUCGCCAUCCUACCGCAAGGACAAACAAGAAAAUCGAUCUUCCUGGAACAAAUCGCUGGCUGGCGACACUUCGAUUGCCGGCGCGGAAAGCAUUUGCAGGAAUUCAUCUUCGAAUUCGUGGUUAAAAAGUCGGACGUCGCCCACGUCCAGAAGUGGAAGCGGCUCGUCUGCGGCGGACAUGAACGUGCAACUCGGCAGUGCCGGCUCGCCCACGCUGCGACUCGCCAGCGUGAAGGCACCAAAUUCGAUCCCGGGUCUACGGCCGACGCACAAUUUCACGAACGUCCUCGGUCCCAUAACGAACGAGGACGAACCAAAGAGUAUUUCUCAGCAAAGCACACCGAGCAGCGAUGAGAGCAACUCACCAACGGAACUAAAUUCGUACAAGAGACUAACGGAUAAACCGCCUCUGAUAAAGCGGCUGGCGAUGGGUUUGACAGGUGGACGUGAUGUUCUUGGACUGAACGGUGAGGAUGACAGCUGCCCCCUCGUCAGUGGUAGCAGCACACCAACGAGCCCAUCGAACAGGCCGCAUUCUGGGGGCUAUAUAAAUGAGGCGAUCAUUGACUCGGAGGGCACGAGGUCAGCCUACAAUAAGAUACCCCCGUCUGAAAGCCUGGAUAAUACUAUCAACGCCUCUAUCACCGCGAAAAACUUAAAUAUCGAAAAUAACAGGAUAGGGCACAACUCCCCGAGUUCGGGGACAGAAACAGAAUUUAAAUCGAAGAGAAGAUCUCAGAUUAGUACUUCGAGUAGUUCGGUACCCGCUGACGGAAGUACUCAUGGAUCGACACCAACUCCACCGCCCCUUCCGGAGAGAACGGAUAGCCUAAAUAACCGCAGCGAAGAAGCGGAAUUACGGAAAGCUCCUUGGUUUCAAGCUGGAAUACCAAGGGAAAUAACGUUGGAAGUGUUGAGUCAAGAACCGGAAGGAGCAUUCAUGGUGCGGGAAAGUACCAGUAAACCUGGAUGUUAUGCCCUUUCGCUUCGAGUGCCACGCGAAUUCCAACCAAGCGGAAUAGCCCAUUAUCUCAUAAUGCGUACUAACAAAGGCUACAAAAUUAAGGGCUUCACAAAGGAAUUCACAACCCUAACUGCUUUAAUUACUCACCACUCGGUGAUGCCAGAAUUACUGCCGUGCCCAUUAUCAUUAAGUCGAUACAACCCCAGCUUUGUGAAAAGCGAUUCUAACAAAGACUUCGCAGACAUCGAUUCGGAUCCCGAUUACAAUACCUUAGCCGACUUCCGUAAAAUGAUGGCUGACCUGAAUGUCUAGAAUAAAGCUCGCAGUUAGAUCGGGGGAAAAAAUCGAUACUUUCACCGAUGCUCUUUCAAAUCGAGCAACUAUAGUGAAUUCGUUCCGAGGGACGACGAGAAAUUGAAAUACGUUCUCCAACAUAGUACACCAAUUGACGUAAUACGAUUUUAGAAAAGGAAAAAACCUACAGAAUCAUCAAAGUAUAUUUUCACCUUGAAUUCCACGUCAUUUUAUGUAUACCGUGUACGUCGAUUAACUAAGGAAUUUCUUGAUAAUGCAUCGCGUAUUCGAGAGUGAAAAAAAUGCCGUACAUUCGGGCGGUGAUACGUAUUCAUAAGUCAUCGAUAGAAAUAAGACACUUAGGUAUAAGUAACUUAAUGAUCGCAACUAUUAACGGAAACAAGAGCGAAUCAAAAGUCAGAGGACGCGCAGCAGGGAAACCUAUUCCAUAUUCGUAGAUCAAUUCGCAGAGUUUGCGUUGAACAUGCGAAAACCUAGUGUGGAUUUAGCUGAAUUGAAUUGCUAAUAACACUGCCCAACUUGUAUUUUGUUUUGCAACAACCGGUAAGUGGUUCUUGCAGAUUUUCAUGCAUUUAUUGCGAACUUCUCUUUAUCAGUUGAGAAAUUUUAAUAAAAUCUAGUACGAACAGUUUUUAAUUAACUGUAAAAAUCACCAUUGCUUUUUGUAAAACACUCUCAAAUUAUACAUAUCAUAUAUUUUUAUAACAUCAACGUUCAAAUAUGUUUAAAAAAUCUUUAAAACGAGGGAUAUUUGCUAAUUUUUUGCAUAUUUUUUAUUUUAGAAAUAUCUAUAAAAUCUACGAGCCACCAAAACCUAUAAAACAGAUUUAGGUUUCAAUUUAGAAAAUAAGGUAGGUAUGAGACGUAACCUGAUCUGACCUAAUCUAACGUUCAAUCUGCCCCUCUUGCUCUUACUUAAACUUUAAACAAUUAUAUUGUGAAUAAAAAUUUCAGAUUCGUAAUCAAUGCAUGAAAAUUUUCAAAAAUCGCUCAUUUACUGUUGCAAAGCAUUAAAAAAGUUAAAAUUUGUUGCACAGUGCAAUUUAGUAGCGCGACCCGGUCUAGUAUUGAUAUAUCUUAACGCCAACUCUGUGAUCACUUUUGAAGAACAACUGUUUGCAGCAUUUUUCAUGAACUAGUAGCGUUUAAAUUGAAUGAAAGUUAUCUCAAGAACGAAAUAUAUUUUUCAAUGUUGCUACAAAUGAUUCUUGACUAGUUUCUGUUCGAAACGAUUUGAAUUUCAUUUAGGGGUCAAAGUUUGCGAAUGUUAAAUAGCAAUGAUUAAUUAGAAAUUAUAUUAUAUUAACAUGAAAUUUACCGGUGAAAUGUUGCCAGAAAAAUUUAGCGUACUAGUGUAUGAUUUUUCAGCAAUUUAGGUAUCAACUAUUUUUAGUUAAUUUGAUCGACUGUAAUAAAUGAAAAAGAUUUCUCGAGAUUUUACCGUUAUCACGCCGCUGAAUAGUGUUUUACAAAAUUAAUGUAAAUGUGUUUAUAUGUAUAUAAAUUAUAAUUAUUGUUAUACAAUACUACUUAUAUUUAAUUACACGAGAUCGACGGCAGCAUCGGGGAGAACUGCACCCACGAAACUCUAACCAGACAGGAAGCGAAGAAUUCCAUGGAAGUUAUAAUGAUAAGACGAAAAAAUAUAACCUUGCAGUGGUAAUUUAAUUACACGACUAAACUAGUCUUGUACAGAGUUUAUGUGCGCAUAGUGAAUAUUAAAGAAAAAGAAAAGAUUCGAAUAAAAAACAAAAUGUAUGAUCAUGUGUGUGUAUUAACAGAUGUUGAAGAACAAAACCGGAAACUGUGUGCCGUUUUUAUAUGCCCAAGAAUAUAAAAGUUUAAACAAACACCUACUUCUCAAAACUUGUACUUCUUGAACGAUAUGGACACAUUGAAUCAGAUUUAACGAGCGGCUAAAGUACCGUCGAUUUAUCCUACAAAGCAACACAGAUGAGACAGCUGGUGAUCGAUAAAUAAUGAAAUAGUAAUAUUUUAAUAAGAAGUUUACCCACGUUCGAAUAUCUGGUAUUAAAUUAAACAAGCAACACUCUCUAUCGUAUUAAGAUUUAUAUAUUAAAAGAAAAACGUGUUUCGCAUUCAUUUAUUUAAAUCAACCGGAAGUGUAAUAUGUACCGUAUAGACUUUGAAGGUGUAGAUGAAGCGAAGUUACAAAAACAUAAAUCGCUUAUUACUAUUUUCGAGAAAGACAGGGAUUCGCUAUAAUUUCAAUAAUUUACGAACAUUCGUUAUACCUCCGACAUCAAAAGCGAGGUACAGGAUAAUCUUUAUAUCAUCAAAUUGAUUAACGUCUGAUAAGGUAAAUAUGCAAAGAAAAUAAGUGGAAAUUAAUAAAUCAUUGUAAGCUACGCUAAGCGAGACAUUAAUCACUG
Molecule: messenger RNA, 4073 nt
Organism: Megachile rotundata (alfalfa leafcutting bee)
Lineage: Eukaryota; Metazoa; Arthropoda; Insecta; Hymenoptera; Megachilidae
Product: EGFR adapter protein
Source: RefSeq, a predicted model, not a curated record